Tupaia belangeri chinensis (Chinese tree shrew) is the source of this 1727-nucleotide messenger RNA. It is a transcript of the gene OAS1, whose product is annotated as 2'-5'-oligoadenylate synthetase 1. The record is from RefSeq and is a predicted model, not a curated record. NCBI's taxonomy places the organism in Eukaryota, Metazoa, Chordata, Mammalia, Scandentia, Tupaiidae. The coding region runs from base 323 to 1417 and encodes 364 amino acids. Gene Ontology annotation, molecular function: 2'-5'-oligoadenylate synthetase activity; double-stranded RNA binding. Gene Ontology annotation, biological process: negative regulation of viral genome replication; regulation of ribonuclease activity; defense response to virus. Gene Ontology annotation, cellular component: nucleoplasm; cytosol; membrane. The transcript is spliced from 6 exons.
ACCCCAAAUCUCUUUUUAAGUGUGAUUUUUUCAUGCCUUAAAAAAAAAAUGUUUGCCGAGUAGAAUCACACGAAGGCGAGGCUGCUGUUCAAAGACAAAAGAGUGGGUUUCAAAAGCAGAGGAGCGAAGCAGAAGCGAUUGUGUCAUGGGAUGGGAGGAGUGUUUGACUUGCCCUGGGGAAAUACAAAGACCAGACUUCCUGCCUUUCACUUCCAAGGAAAAGAAACCGAAAGCAGCCGAGGCUUGCCAGCUAGAAGAAUUCAGAGUUCCCUGAAGGCUGCUCUGCUGUCACCGGAUCCCUGAUCUCUGCCAGAGGGUGGUGAUGGAUCUCAGAAGUACCCCCGCCAGGAGCCUCGACAAGUUCAUCGAAGACAACCUCCUGCCAGACACCGAGUUCCGCCUGCAGGUCAAGAAAGCCAUCAACAUCAUUUCCGAUUUCCUGAAGGAAAGGUGUUUCCAAGAUGCCAGCUGCUUUGCUAAGAGGCCGAAGGUAGUGAAGGUGGUGAAGGGAGGCUCUUCAGGUAAAGGCACCACCCUCAGGGGCCGCUCUGAUGCCGACCUGGUCGUCUUCCUCAGUCCUCUCACAAGUUUUCAGGAGCAGCUAACGCGCCGGGGAGAGUUCAUCCAUGAAAUUAGGAGACAGCUAGAAGCCUGUGAAAGACAACUAUUAUUCAACGUGAAGUUUGAGGUCAAGAGUCGACAGUGGGACAACCCGCGUGUGCUCAGCUUCAAGCUGAGCAACCCCCAUCUCUGGCAGGAAGUGGAAUUUGACGUGCUACCCGCCUUUGACGCCCUGGGUCAGUACAAACGCAGUAGACCUGACCCUGAAAUCUAUGUCCGGCUCAUAAAGGAAUGCACCUCCCUGAAGAGAGAGGGCGAGUUCUCCACCUGCUUCACGGAGCUGCAGCGAGACUUCCUGAGACAGCGUCCAACCAAACUGAAGAGCCUCAUCCGCCUUGUCAAGUACUGGUACCAAAAGUGUAAGGAGAAGCUUGGGAAGCCACUGCCACCACAGUACGCCAUGGAGCUCCUGACAGUCCACGCCUGGGAGUACGGAAGCAUGGAAACAGAGUUCAGUACUGCCCAGGGGUUUCAGACUGUCUUGAAAUUAGUCAUAAACUACCAGCAACUUUGCAUCUUCUGGACAGUGUAUUAUGACUUUAAAGAUCCCUAUAUUGGCUAUUACCUGACCCAGCAGCUUAGGAAGCCCAGGCCUGUGAUCCUGGACCCAGCGGACCCUACGGGAAACGUAGCGGGUGGAGACCUAGAGCGCUGGCGGCGGCUGGCACGGGAGGCUGAAGACUGGCUGGGCGCCUCAUGCUUUAGGAACUGGGAUGGAUCUCGGGUCAACUUCUGGGAUGUACCGGAAAAAUCCACUUCACAUCCGGAUGACAACUGGGCCUGCGCCAUCCUCUGAACGCCAGUGCAUCUUACAAGAAAGGGCUCCAGGGUCACCUAGACCUGCCCUGAUCCAGAGGGCCCCCAAGGUCCUCAGCGAACUGGGCCCUCAUCUAGGCCCAGAACCCAGGUCUGACCCCGCCCCUUCCCCUCCCACCUGCUGUUCUGUGCAUGUUUUCUCACCUAUCCCAGAUAGCAUCUCCCCCUGCAGUCCCAUCUCCAGACUGCGUUCUCUGAGAGAUGAGAGAUUUAGACAAAAAAGUGCAAUCUCAGCCUUGUACCUGGUUACAAUUCAAUGUAAUAUCAGUAACAAUAAAAAUGACAGCAGA